Molecule: messenger RNA, 513 nt
Organism: Alexandromys fortis (reed vole)
Lineage: Eukaryota; Metazoa; Chordata; Mammalia; Rodentia; Cricetidae
Product: beta-glucuronidase-like
Exons: 3
Coding region: 31-498 (155 amino acids)
Biological process (GO): glucuronoside catabolic process; carbohydrate metabolic process
Molecular function (GO): signaling receptor binding; carbohydrate binding; beta-glucuronidase activity
Source: RefSeq, a predicted model, not a curated record
CUGCCCGGCACAUUGGUCUCCUAGGUGAGAAUGGCAAGAACUGUGUCUGACUCCGACUUCUACACCCUCCCUGUCGGGAUUCGAACAGUGGCUGUCACCGAGAGCAAGUUUCUCAUAAAUGGGAAGCCUUUCUAUUUCCACGGCGUCAACAAGCAUGAGGAUUCGGAUAUCCGAGGGAAGGGCUUCGAUUGGCCACUGCUGAUAAAGGAUUUCAACCUAUUGAAAUGGCUUGGUGCCAACUCCUUCCGCACCAGCCACUACCCCUACUCAGAGGAGGUCCUCCAGCUCUGUGAUCGAUACGGAAUUGUGGUCAUUGAUGAGUGUCCUGGUGUGGGCAUCAAGCUGCCCCAGAGUUUUGGCAACGAGUCUCUUCGGCACCACCUAGAGGUGAUGGACGAGCUGGUGCGCAGGGACAAAAAUCACCCUGCAGUUGUGAUGUGGUCUGUGGCCAAUGAGCCUGCUUCUGCUCUGAAACCUGCAGCUUAUUACUUCAAGUGAGUAGUACCUUCUCCC